This is a messenger RNA of Fusarium coffeatum, 2352 nucleotides long. RefSeq lists its product as uncharacterized. Bases 1 to 2352 code for a protein of 783 amino acids. Gene Ontology annotation, biological process: galactose metabolic process. The record is from RefSeq and is a predicted model, not a curated record. The transcript is spliced from 6 exons. Gene Ontology annotation, molecular function: nucleic acid binding. Lineage: Eukaryota; Fungi; Ascomycota; Sordariomycetes; Hypocreales; Nectriaceae.
AUGGCUCCCACCCAAGUGUCUCCUGAUAUUCCCAAACCCUCUUUUGCCAAGGUCGCUGCCUCCGUUUCGAAGGAUUCUGCAUCGCCCACGAGUCGACGGAUAGCCACACCGUCCAAAGAAGCUACAAUGAGCUCGACGACACCACCUAUAUCCACUACGCCUGUAAUUGUGAAUGGGCGAUCUAGUAAGGCACCAGCCGUAAAAACACCCUCGCCGCAACAUGGGACUACCGUCAGUUCAGCCGAACACAGAAGCGGUGUGGACGAGUUUGUCGGAUCCCUGAAUGAUUUAAGCCUCAGAGAGAAGGCACCUAGCCUCGUCGUCAAUGGCAGCGGACCCCUGGCACCUGAACGACCUGCGGUUAUCGUUGGUAGAGAUAGCGGGUCCGACGAUUCUCAACGAGCCGAUUCAAGCUCCGAACUCGGCACAAAGCCUCCCAGUUUGGAUGGAAAGAGUAUUACUUCAGGCACAACAUUUGCCUUGGACGAGAAGGAAUCAUUAAGGCCUGACGAUAGCGCCAGUGUUAAAGCCGCCGCAGAAGAUGAUGAUGCGUUCUCUAUUCGCGGCUCACUUGUCGCUGGCUCUCGUAUGGGGUCCGAGGUAGCUGCUCGUGCCCGAGGUAUUCCUCUGGGCGAUAUUCCCGAGCGCAGGCUACCACAACAAGCUCCAGGUGUUACGCCCCAGGGAGUUCUAACUCCGCAAAGCUCUUCAUCGGAGCAGCCUCCUGGCGCCCCUCUGGAUGCGGCUGGCUCUUCGGAUGCGCUUGGUGUCAUCUAUCGCCAAGCGCCGGAUGAAAAGCUUCUCGAAGCUAUGGGCUCUUCCAAGGACAGGUUGUUCCUUCUCAGAUUGGAGAAACAAGUCAUUGAUUUUGUGCAGGACUCCAAGGAGCCAUAUAUGGACCUUCCACCGUCCAACUCAUUCUGCAGGAUGCUCACGCACAAAUUGGCCGAUUACUAUCACAUGACACACUCGUUCGAGCCUCAUGUGGGAUCUGUACGCAUCUUCAGAACACCUUUCUGUCGAGUUCCCACUUCACUGGCGCUCAUCAACCCAAGCCCAAGCGCCCCGAGCAGCAGCACACCUCCCCCGGUAGUUCUACCCAAGAAGAUCAUGCGACGUGGCCAAGAUAGUGAGGGUGGCCCAAGUGCAAGCCCUUCUAAACCGGCUUCGGAGACUGGGAGUGAUGCCAAAGACAAGCCUGCAGCCAACCAGAAAUUAACCCGGGAAGAGCGGGAAGAGCUUUACAAGCUCGCUCGUGAGCGCAUUUUCGGCAGCUCAGAGGAAAACGUCGCAGAAGAUGGUGAUAACGGAAUUUCAAGAGCUAGUUCAGUAUCCGCUAAGGAUAAGUCGAAUGUUGGAAAGAGAGGCAAGACUGGCAAGCAGCGCCGUGACGAUUCCGAUAGCUUCGAUUCACGACACCAUUACACCCCAUACUGGGGACCUCAGCAGCAGACAUGGGUAUCUCAGCCACAGUAUAUGCCACCUCAGAACCCCCAGUAUGGCGCUCAAGCGCCAUCAGGCGUCGCGUAUCAAAACCAGUUGGGCCCGGUCUAUGCCCAGCAAGGCCCUGGAUAUCCUGCGAUGCCUGGCAUGUCUGGCAUGCCGCCAAACCAACCGUACCCUCAGUACUCCGUGCCUCCGUACGCGGCUCCUCCUCAAGCCAACCAACAGAGAUAUCCGCCUGGAGGAAGUCCUAUGACAAAUUAUGGUGCCCCGGUGCCUCCAGCCGGGUCGCAACAAGCGGGAUGGCAACCAAGCUUUGCCCCUCCUGCCCAGUUCCAGCCGAGAGGGGGUACACCAACCGGCCCUCAGGGGCACAUGGGUAUUCCUUACGCUUUUGGACAACUCCCAGCAAAUCUCAAUCCCCACGACCCUAAGAGCCAACAUCCAAUUCCAGGGAGCUAUAACCGAAACCAUGCCUUCAACCCUAAGACGCAGUCGUUUGUGCCUGGUGGUGGUAUGGCUCCUGUCCCGCCGCCCCAGCCGCCAUUCACCGCCCCUGGAUCUCAUCACGGCAGCCCUCAGGUUGGAUCACCCCAUCUAGCUUACCCCGGCGCAUACCAACAGCCGAUGCCUCAGCCUUAUGGGGGCGGAUACGGCAUGGUAAGGCAAGCGUCUAGCAGUUCUAUGCCUGCGUACCAUUCUCCUCGCGUGGCUCAUGUCGCGCCGCCCCCCCCUGCGAUGCCACCAAACCCCCAACACAUGGCUCCUCAAGCUCACCCUCAUAAUCCCCAAGCUUACAAUAUUCCUAAUCGACCCAACAUACCACAAGGGCCUAGCCAACCCUUCUCGCAUCUGCCAACAUACGGCAACCCGGCAUCUCUACCCCAGAAGCCGUCUACUGGAAUUUAA